This is a messenger RNA of Laccaria bicolor S238N-H82, 465 nucleotides long. RefSeq lists its product as uncharacterized. NCBI's taxonomy places the organism in Eukaryota, Fungi, Basidiomycota, Agaricomycetes, Agaricales, Hydnangiaceae. Bases 1 to 465 code for a protein of 154 amino acids. The transcript is spliced from 4 exons. The record is from RefSeq and is a predicted model, not a curated record.
AUGAUUGGUGAGGUCAGACGACACCCUCGAGGCCUUUGGACUUACGUUUUCGCAGCUGGCGCAGAGCGGGGCUUCGGGACAGCCGAGUUAUCACGGGAUUGCAGGGACGGAAAGAACGAUCCCGAGGAAGGGUUUCGGGGUUUGUACAGAGGUCUGGGACCUACUAUUCUCCCUCCCUACGUGGGCCAUAUGUUCCGCCGUUUACGAUGGGAUCAAGAAUAUUUUGGGGAACUGCCGCCGGGCACUAGGGAGAGACUCUAUCCCGCAGCUCAAGUGAAGGGAUACCAGCCGAUAAUGCGCGAGCACCCCUGGUCACCCCACAUCUUGUCUGCGGCCAGUACAAUAUGUACGGAUCCAUUGUGGGCCAUCAAAAUGCGGUUCAUGACUCAGCUGCCCGGAGACAUCAGGAUUGUGUUGGCAGUUUGGAUGUCGGGUCGGGUCAUGGGAACUCUAGAGCGCUAUUGA